Molecule: messenger RNA, 690 nt
Organism: Colletotrichum orchidophilum
Lineage: Eukaryota; Fungi; Ascomycota; Sordariomycetes; Glomerellales; Glomerellaceae
Product: Ras family protein
Exons: 3
Coding region: 1-690 (229 amino acids)
Biological process (GO): regulation of exocytosis; protein localization to plasma membrane; protein secretion
Cellular component (GO): endosome; plasma membrane
Molecular function (GO): GTPase activity; GTP binding
Source: RefSeq, a predicted model, not a curated record
AUGUCGAGCAACCGCAACUACGACUUCCUUAUCAAGCUUCUGCUGAUCGGCGACUCGGGCGUAGGCAAGUCCUGCUGCCUGUUGCGCUUCAGCGAAGACUCAUUCACGCCGUCCUUUAUCACGACCAUCGGCAUUGAUUUCAAGAUCCGCACCAUCGAAUUGGACGGCAAGCGUGUCAAGCUCCAGAUUUGGGAUACCGCCGGCCAAGAGCGCUUCCGUACCAUCACCACCGCCUACUACCGCGGCGCCAUGGGAAUUCUCCUCGUCUACGAUGUCACCGACGAGCGCUCCUUCAACAUCGCCAUUGCGAAAGGAAUCCUGGAUGAAUGGGGACAAGUACGUGAGAAGAGAAAACUAAUCUGGUACUCCUUUCACGCAGACAUCCGCACCUGGUUCGCCAACGUAGAGCAACAUGCCACCGAGGGCGUCAACAAGAUUCUCAUCGGUAACAAGUGCGAUUGGGAAGAGAAGCGUGUCGUCUCGACCGAGCGCGGCCAGCAGCUCGCCGACGAGCUCGGCAUCCCCUUCCUCGAGGUCUCGGCCAAGAGCAACAUCAACAUAGACAAGGCUUUUUACUCUCUCGCUGCCGAUAUCAAGAAGCGCCUGAUCGACAACCAGAAGAACGAGCAGCCCGCCGCCUCGGGCGUCAACGUCGGCGAGUCAAGUGGAGCCGGCGGAAAGUGCUGUUAA